This is a messenger RNA of Durio zibethinus, 1498 nucleotides long. Its product is annotated as Exostosin family protein. Gene Ontology annotation, molecular function: glycosyltransferase activity. The record is from RefSeq and is a predicted model, not a curated record. NCBI's taxonomy places the organism in Eukaryota, Viridiplantae, Streptophyta, Magnoliopsida, Malvales, Malvaceae.
AUGAAGAGUUGCUAUAGAUAUUCAGCUUCCGCUUUCACUUGGCUAUGUGUUUUCGCGAUUCUCGUUGUUUUCUUUACCUCUGAUAACUUCAACGCCUCCGUCAGCUUCUCUGCUUCGAGUCCUGGAUCACCAGAACCAAAACUUGAGUUGCAGAGAUCAAUCGUUUCUAAUCCUGAUCAAAUCAAAGCCGUUGGCUUCAGCGCAUCAACUGAUGAUCAUCACCAUCCCAACCGACUUAGAAACACCACCGUCAUCAGAAAAACGAAGAACCUAAGCAGAGAACAAGCGUUAGAACAAGGACUAGCUAGAGCUCGAGCUUCGAUUCUCUCGGCUGCUAUAGCUCGAAAUAUCAAGGCCACUUCCAAGCACGACAAUGACGUUCCCUUUGGAGAUGUCUAUCGUAAUCCAAGCGCAUUUUAUCAGAGCUAUGUGGAGAUGGAGAGGAGAUUCCAGGUGUACGUGUACACAGAAGGAGAGCUGCCAAUUGUCCACGAUGGGCCAUGCAAGGAAAUAUACACGAUAGAAGGAAGGUUCAUACACGAGAUGGAGCACGGGGCUAAGAGGUUUAGGACAAAUGAUCCUCAACGUGCUCACGUUUUCUUCAUGCCCUUCAGUGUGACUUGGAUGGUCAAGUAUAUUUACACGCCUCUGAGUUUCAACAUUACUCCUCUUAAGCAAUUUGUUUCUGAUUAUGUGAAAGUGGUAUCCACCAAAUACUCUUUUUGGAAUCGAACUCAUGGUGCUGAUCACUUCAUGCUUGCCUGUCAUGAUUGGGGUCCCCAUGCAUCACAGGGCAACUCACUCCUCUACAACAAUUCCAUUCGGGUUUUGUGCAAUGCCAACACCUCCGAAGGCUUCAAUCCACAAAAGGACGUAAGCCUUCCAGAAAUCAACCUCAAUGGUGGCCACUUAUCCCCCAAACUCAUCCACCCACCUCCGCCCAACGCUUCUCGACCCUAUCUCUCUUUCUUUGCCGGCGGACUUCACGGCCCAAUCCGCCCAUACCUCCUCCAACACUGGAAGGGCCGGGACAAUGACAUGCAGGUUUUUGAAUACCUCCCAAAAGACAAAGACUAUUACUCUUAUAUGCUCCAAUCCAAAUUUUGUUUAUGUCCAAGUGGUUAUGAAGUUGCCAGCCCAAGGAUUGUGGAGGCCAUAUACUCUGAAUGUGUGCCGGUUAUUUUGUCAGAUAACUAUGUUUUGCCUUUCAGUGAUGUGUUGCGAUGGGAGGCUUUCUCAAUACAGGUGGAAACAACAGAGAUUCCCAGAUUGAAAGAGAUUUUGUCGGCAAUUCCAGAAGAGAAAUAUCGGAAACUUCAAGAGGGUGUGAGAGUUGUGCGGAGACAUUUUAUGUUGAACCAACCUUCUAAGAGAUUUGAUAUGUUCCACAUGAUAUUACACUCAAUAUGGCUGAGGAGAAUUAAUGCAAGAACGGGAUAGAUCUUGAUAUGUAUUUUUCCAUGAACAAUGUUACAUACAUAUAUUUUGUAUACAUAAA